Molecule: messenger RNA, 1485 nt
Organism: Venustampulla echinocandica
Lineage: Eukaryota; Fungi; Ascomycota; Leotiomycetes; Helotiales; Pleuroascaceae
Exons: 3
Coding region: 1-1485 (494 amino acids)
Source: RefSeq, a predicted model, not a curated record
AUGGCAUCAAUAAGGGGCUUACCGAUACAAGAUUAUGGAUGCUAUGCUGUCACAUAUCCUCUUCUUCAACUACACAAAAACCAACCACAGCUCUUUCAGAAACUUGUCGACUUGAUCGCCAACUCUCUUGAAGAUGACUAUUGCCUCAGCUUAGAUUCAUUCCCAACGAGCCAACACAAAGAAACUACUCGUCAGAGAGAACAACGAAACAUCAUGAUACAAGAAUGGCAAGGAGAUUUUGAGCGGCUAGGCGUGGACUGGCCAGUUAGGGAGGCAAUGAAGAUCAAUAUACUUGAUUCUUUAUUUUAUUCGAUAUGGAACAUUCAUUGGCGUUAUCCGAUAUCUACCUCAGCUACACAAGCUUCCCCUGUGACGAAUAGUGUACAGCUAGUAGGUGACAAGGGCAGCAGACAGGUAUUUGGGAAUAUUCAGCCAGCAGAGAUCUUGGAAUAUGCUCUUUCAAAGAUUAGAGAACUACAAGCUGCUAGAUAUAGCAAACUUCUAGCUUCUCGAGACGACUGGGUUACGUUAUUAAGUAUCUAUAUACAAAGCUCUGUUUGGCAAUUAUGCCAAAAGCCGCAUAUCUCACGUCAAGACCUUAUCAAUAUUGGAGGAGAUCUCGAUUGUCACCGACCUGCUAUCUAUCUUCAUAUCAUAUGGCAUCCUGAUGACGACAAUGAAGAAUUCUUUUUAUAUGUUGGUCAGAGCAUUGAUCUUAAAACCCGGCUAAAGGAUCACAUGAAUCCCUUAAAUAGAAAUAAACACCCUAGCCUUCACUACCACGCUUGGGAUGCACGCCCUGGGAAUCUCUCAGCAUUUGUUGUCCUUGCCUAUCUGGACGAUAUUAGAGCAAACAAUUCUUCUAUAGGCACCAAAGAUGAUCUGCUUAAGAUGAAUAUCAUAGAACUUUGGGGGACACUUAUAUUUCAAACCUUGCCGAAACGAGAACUUGAAAAAUACUUAAAUCCAACAACAAUUAUUGGGAGACAACAUCUUAAUGUUUUUAAUCCUUUAUGGCAGGGGGUUUCUAACUUAGAUGACGUGUUUCCUAAUCUUUCUAGGAAAGAAAGGUUUACUACACUACUACAUGGAGCAGACGAUAUUACACGUUCGUAUUAUUAUUCUCUUAGAGAUGAGUUUUUUAAACUUAAAAACUCGCCAAAUCCUACUUUAAGAGCAUACUACAACGCAGUACGAGAGCUGCCGUUAGCAGCCUUAGCAGAUGCCAGUGCUAAAAGGGCUGCACGAGUACUCGAGGACCUAAUGUAUCCUGCAAGACGAUUUUGCCUAAGGAUUACAGGAUUAAGUUUGAGUCGGCCUUUUACAUAUUUUGUACAAGCUGGAGGCGACAUAACUACUCAAGAGAUCAACGCUCUCGUUGAUCUACUAGAUGGACAUAAGAAAGAGGACAUCAUUAAUCGACCACGUCGCCUACUUCCGUGGCGAUUCGACAUAGAGAGCGUUCGGCCGAAGAAGGUUGCCUAA